AUGGUGGCGGGAUCGAUGAAGCACCUCGUGGAGGUGGAGCCGGCGAAGGAGGCGGCGGGCGGGGCGCCAUCGGCGGGGCCGACGUACCGAUGCGCGGCCGGUGGCAACGGCGCGUCGCCGCCCGCCGUGCCGGGCCUCGACUGCUGCUGGGACAUAUUCCGCUUGUCCGUGGAGAAGUACCCCGACAACAAGAUGCUGGGCCGCCGCGAAAUUGUCGACGGGAAGGCUGGCAGCUACACAUGGCUGACUUACAAGCAGGUAUACGACACCGUGCUCAAGGUUGGGGCCGCCAUCCGGAGCUGUGGUGUCGGCAAGAGCGGCCGGUGCGGCAUCUAUGGAGCCAAUUCUCCUGAGUGGGUCAUCAGUAUGCAGUCCUGCAAUGCCCAUGGCAUUUACUGUGUUCCACUGUAUGACACGCUUGGUGCUGGGGCAGUAGAAUUUGUAUUGUGCCAUGCAGAGGUACAAAUUGCUUUUAUUGAGGAAAAGAAGAUUGGAGAGAUGCUCAAGACAUUUCCCAAUGCGACCAAAUAUUUGAAGACAAUUGUUAGCUUCGGUAAGGUUGAUCCCGGGCACAAGGAAAAAGUUGAACAGAAUGGCUUGUCCAUCUACUCAUGGGAAGAGUUUCUGCAACUGGGAGGUGAAGAGAAGUUUGAACUUCCACCCAAGGAAAAGGAUGACAUAUGCACAAUAAUGUACACCAGUGGGACAACUGGUGAUCCCAAGGGAGUGCUAAUCUCGAACAAGAGCAUUGUUACUAUUGUUUCAGCAGUAGAUGAGUUCCUUAACAAUUCAAACGAGCAGCUUAACGGGGAUGAUGUUUACAUUUCCUAUCUUCCGCUUGCUCAUAUCUUUGACCGGGUGAUUGAGGAGGUAUUCAUUCGCCAUGGUGCUUCAAUCGGAUUUUGGCGUGGGGAUGUGAAACACUUGGUUGAAGACAUUGGAGAACUCAAACCAACAGUAUUUUGUGCUGUUCCACGUGUUCUGGACAGAAUUUAUGGAGGAUUGCAAGAUAAAAUUACAGCUGGUGGUUUCCUGAAGAAAACCUUGUUCAAUGUUGCUUACAAAUACAAACAAGGCAAUAUGUUGAAGGGAAGCAAGCAUGAAGAGGCUGCUGCAGUCUUUGAUAAACUGGUCUUCACCAAGGUGAAACGGGGACUAGGUGGAAGGGUUCGAUUGAUUCUAUCUGGCGCAGCUCCCCUAUCUAGACAUGUUGAGGAGUAUCUGCGUGUGGUGACAUGCUCCCAUGUCCUUCAAGGAUACGGACUCACGGAAACCUGUGCUGGGUCCUUCGUUUCCCUGCCGAACAACAUGUCCAUGCUGGGAACUGUUGGCCCUCCAGUCCCAUACGUCGAAGUACGCCUGGAGUCUGUCCCUGAGAUGGGUUAUGAUGCACUGUCGAGCGAAACGCCUCGUGGUGAAAUUUGCAUCCGAGGGGACACCUUGUUCUCAGGGUACUACAAGCGAGAGGACCUAACAAACGAAGUUUUGGUCGAUGGCUGGUUCCACACAGGAGACAUUGGGGAGUGGCAGUCCGACGGAAGCAUGAAGAUCAUUGACCGCAAGAAGAACAUUUUCAAGCUCUCACAAGGAGAGUACGUUGCAGUCGAGAAUCUGGAGAACAUCUUUGGUCAAACUCCUGGUGUUGAUUCGAUUUGGGUCUACGGCAACAGCUUCGAGUCAAGCCUUGUUGCAGUUGUGAACCCCAACAAGCAAGCACUGGAGCGUUGGGCAGAGUCGAACGGGGUAACUGGAGACUUUGCCACGAUAUGCGAAGACCCUAAAGCGAAAGAGUUCGUCUUGGGAGAACUUACAAAGAUGGGGAAAGAAAAGAAGCUCAAAGGCUUCGAGCUCAUCAGGGCUGUUCAUCUGGACCCUGCACCGUUCGACAUGGAGCGCGACCUUAUCACCCCGACGUACAAGAAGAAGCGGCCGCAGCUGCUGAAACACUAUCAGAGCAUCAUUGACGGUAUGUACAAAAGCAUGAAGUAG
Miscanthus lutarioriparius is the source of this 1989-nucleotide messenger RNA. Lineage: Eukaryota; Viridiplantae; Streptophyta; Magnoliopsida; Poales; Poaceae. The record is from the annotation of a GenBank genome assembly.